AUGCGAAUUAUCAAUGCAAAACAAAUUAGUGAACUACAAAAGAAGACUUGUAAAAUAAGGAAUAUAUGCAUUGUAGCACAUGUCGAUCAUGGCAAAACUACUUUGGCCGAUUCUUUAGUAGCUAGCAAUGGCAUUAUUUCGCCAAAAAUGGCUGGCAAAUUACGUUACAUGGACAGCAGACAGGAUGAGCAAGAACGUGGAAUUACUAUGAAAAGCAGUAGUAUUUCUCUUUACUACACAAAUCAAUCUGAUGAAUGGUUAAUCAAUUUAAUAGACUCUCCUGGCCAUGUUGAUUUUUCUAGUGAAGUCUCUACAGCUGUUUGCCUUUGUGAUGGAGCUAUCGUAGUGAUUGAUAUUAUUGAAGGAGUAUGUGCCCAGACCAGAUUAGCACUCAAGCAAGCAUGGCACCAGGGUUUGAAACCAGUAUUAGUAUUAAAUAAGAUUGAUCGAUUGAUAACAGAAAGAGCAUUAUCAUCUCUAGAUGCAUAUGUUUAUCUCUGUCAAGUUUUGGAACAAGUUAAUGCUGUAAUGGGUGAAUUAUUUGCUGCUGAUGUUAUGGCAAAGGAAAUUGAUGCAAGCAAGACAAAUAAAACAGAUGAAAAUUCUGCUGUAUAUGAUUGGAGCUCAGGUUUGGAAGAAGCUGACGAUUCUAAAUUGUAUUUCACACCAGAAUCUGGAAAUGUUUUAUUCGCCAGUGCAGCAGACGGUUGGGCUUUUGGUGUUGAAGAAUUUGCUACAGCAUAUUCUGAAAAAUUAGGUAUAAAAAAAGAGCUGCUUCAAAAAGUCUUGUGGGGAGAUUUUUAUCUUGACAGUAAAACAAAAAGAUUCAAAAAGGGAGCACAGGAACAUGCAAAAAAGCCAUUAUUUGUCAAGUUUGUUUUAGAUAAUAUUUGGUCUUUAUAUGAGAUAAUCCUCAUCAGAAAAGAUAAGGAAAAACUGCCAAAUAUUGUAGAAAAGUUGGAGAUAAAACUAACAGCAAGGGAUAUGAGACAUACAGAUCCAAAGGUCCAACUUCAAGCAAUUUGUUCACAAUGGUUGCCAUUAGCAAAAGCUGUAUUGAAAAUGGUUUGCGAGAAAGUACCGUCUCCUAAAGAAAUAUCAGCAGAAAGAGUGGAUAGAAUGAUGUGUUCAAAAUCCGAGAGAUUUGACUCAUUGUUGGAACAAACACAAAUGCUGAAAAAUGAUAUUAUUAGUUGUGAUUCAUCAGAGCAAAGACCUGUUAUAGUUUACAUAUCAAAAAUGUUUUCAGUGGACAAAAGCUUAUUGCCAAAGAACAAAAUGCAGCCACUUACAGAAGAAGAUAUUAGCAGACGAAGAGAAUUAGCUAGAGCAAGACAUAUGGAAAGAUUAGCACAGUUAGAUGCAAAUUCAAGCGCUUUAAUUGAAACCACCGAAAACAUGGCCAACUUGCAAGUUACUGAAGAUGAAGAAAUAAAUAUUCUCGAGGAUACCUUCAUUGCAUUUGCAAGGGUGUUUAGUGGUACCUUAAAGAGAGGACAAGAAGUUUAUGUACUAGGUCCAAAGUAUAAUCCAAAAUUUGUUAAUGAAGAUGAAAUUGAUAUCAAGUUAACACUGAGUGAUUUAAAAGGGAAUCAGCAUGUUACUAAAACAACAAUUAAGGAUGUAUAUUUACUUAUGGGACGUGAACUUGAAGAAUUGCAAGAAGCGCCAUGCGGCAAUAUUAUAGGAAUUGGAGGACUUGAAGAGCAUGUAUUAAAAACAGCUACAAUUUCAACAAGCUUAUAUUGCCCAAGUUUUAGUGAUAUACAAUAUGUGGAUCCGAUAGUCCGAGUUGCAAUAGAACCUAAAAAUCCUAAUGAUAUGAGUGCUUUAACUAAGGGUUUACGAUUACUUAACCAAGCAGAUCCAUGUGUUCAAAUUUUACUGCAAGCCACAGGAGAGCAUGUUUUAGCUACUGCUGGGGAAGUUCACUUGGAAAAAUGUUUAGAGGAUUUGAGAUUACGAUACGCCAAAAUUCCGAUUAAAGUUUCCGAUCCCAUUGUUCCAUUUCGAGAAACUAUUGUUGCACCUCCAGUUGUGGAUAUGGUGAACGAAAAUUUGCAGGAUCAAAAUAAAGCCCAUAUUGAACAGUAUGAUGAUACUAAAACUACUAUUGGAAUUUGGACAGCGAAUAAGCAAAGUUCAAUUAUUAUGACUGCAGUACCUCUGCCACAACAGGUUUUAGAGUUAUUAGAAAAAAACACUCAACUUUUGAAAUCCAUUGAAUAUUACUUUAAUAUCAACUUGAACAUAAGCAAAGAUAAAGAAAUAAAUCAAUCUAAUCUAACUGAAGGAGCAGUUAAUGCCAUAAAAAGUUUCAAAGAAGAGCUUGCUAAAACAUUUAAUGAAGCAGGUUCAGAUUUUGAAAAUUUUGUGGACAAAAUCUGGAGUUGUGGCCCGAGAAAAUGUGGAUCAAAUUUAUUAAUAAAUAACACCAGUGAUUAUAAACGAUCAUCAUUAUGGAGUUCAAUAAACAGAAAUUCAGAGGAGGAAGAACAAAGUAUAUCAUUUGAUAAAAGAAAUGAAUAUGACAGUAGUUUUAUUAAUGGUUUUCAAAUGGCUACUUUAUCUGGGCCGUUAUGUGAAGAGCCAAUGCAAGGAGUUUGCUUUAUAAUAAAAGAAUGGAAUAUUGUAGAAAAUGAUUCUUCUGGUUCGACACAACCUUAUGGUCCUAUAUCAGGCCAAAUUAUGUCCGCUGUGAAGGAAGGAUGCAGAAAAGCUUUCAUCGCACGUCCACAGCGUUUGGUUGCAGCUAUGUACAGUUCCAGUAUUACAGUGAACGGAGAAGUGCUCGGUAAGUCAAUUGCAUCUUUCAUCUUGGUAGUUAGUUAGCAUGUUGCAGCAUCUUCUCAACUGAAUUGUAACCCUAGAUGAGCGCACGUAUUCAGGUACUCAUUAUUCUUUUCAAUUUUUUUGCGUCUGAGAAUGUCGAACACACAAUAAAAGUUGUUUUCGUUUUUCAAACGCAUUUAUCUAGACGUCUUCAUCGCGAAUAUUGUAAUUGCAAUAUAUGCAAUAGCGGUCAUUCCUCCAAGCAAAGAAUGUUUUAAUAAACGUUUUAUAAAAAU
Molecule: messenger RNA, 3068 nt
Organism: Ctenocephalides felis (cat flea)
Lineage: Eukaryota; Metazoa; Arthropoda; Insecta; Siphonaptera; Pulicidae
Product: elongation factor-like GTPase 1
Exons: 13
Coding region: 1-2832 (943 amino acids)
Biological process (GO): cytosolic ribosome assembly
Cellular component (GO): cytosol; ribonucleoprotein complex
Molecular function (GO): ribosome binding; GTP binding; GTPase activity
Source: RefSeq, a predicted model, not a curated record